Molecule: messenger RNA, 4720 nt
Organism: Lacerta agilis (Sand lizard)
Lineage: Eukaryota; Metazoa; Chordata; Lepidosauria; Squamata; Lacertidae
Gene: NCAPD3
Product: non-SMC condensin II complex subunit D3
Exons: 35
Coding region: 38-4507 (1489 amino acids)
Biological process (GO): meiotic chromosome condensation; mitotic chromosome condensation
Cellular component (GO): condensed chromosome, centromeric region; condensin complex
Molecular function (GO): histone binding
Source: RefSeq, a predicted model, not a curated record
GGCAGCGGCGGGGGUUGAGGCUAAAGCGGCAGAAGCGAUGGCGGCGGAGAGGCUGCUUUGCGCUCUGGGGCAGUGGGGCCUCCGUGAUGUUAGCCAGGCCUGGGUUGACACAACCUGGGAGCUAGAUUUCACAGAGACUGAGCCUUUGGAUUCUGAACUAGAGGCUGUGAUAACGGACAAUGGUUUGGAUGCCUUUUCCCAGCUCUACACUGCUCUCUACCCCUUUGCUGCAGAUGACCAUGAAACCACAGAAAGUGCCUGGGCCCUGUUUGUGGAGAACAGUAUCAGCCACAAUGCCUUUGUCGCCAUUUUGUAUCACUUUGUCCAAGAGGCCCAGAAUAAAAAGGCCAAUGUUCAUCAGCGGUUGUAUGCUCUUCAUGCUGCUGGAUUAUACUUCUUAUUGGUUGAAAUUCCAGGUAGCAUAGUCAACCAGGUGUUCCACCCAGUGAUGUUUGAAAAAUGCCUCCAGACUCUGUCUAAAUGCUGGCCCCAUGACUCAGACCUGUCCAGGAAAAGGAAAAAAGACCAUCAUAAAAGCUGUAAGGGUGAUCGGAAGAAGAGGGAAAAGCCACUGAGAAAGGAAAACGCAACGAUAGAUGAGAACUUUGAAGAAGAAGAAGAAAAAGAAGACCAGGAAGAAGAGAUUUACUUCUCUGCACAUCAGCUGCUUCAGAUCCGGGAGGUCCUCUUCCUUCUCCUGAAGAACCUCCUGAGGCUUCUCUCUAAGUUUUCCCUGAAAGAGAGGCCACAGUGUGUGCAGACAUGCAUUCAGGUCUUUGUUAAGCUGAUGAGUUUUGAGCCCUGCGUGCAUGGAUUUGAGCCUUCAGAGAGGAUGACUAUCAACCAAGCCAAGUAUGUCCCAGAACUUGCGUGCUUUGGCUUACAGCUGUUGUGCUCUCCACUUCACAGUGUAGAAGAUAAGGUUCUUCGCCUUGUGUUCCACCGUCUGCUCGCUGUCAUCCUCAUGUGGCCAGGGAGAGGUGCCUCCAGCGACUCAUCAGCCACUAUUCCAUCUCAGGCUGUUGGCACUAGGAACCUAGCCAUCGGAUUCAUCAGCUCUCUGAUUGAGGAACUGAAAGAAGUUGCCUUCCCCGUGCUACGAAUCUUACUGCAGCAUAUUUGUGUCAAGGUUCCUGAUAAGUCUGAAUACCGAACAUACGCAGCAUUGGCUGUGACACAACUGCUAUACAAAUUCCCGUGUGCAGAGCACGCUGACUUCAUUUCUUGGCUGUAUAGAUUUUCACUCAAUAACAAGAUCUCCUACAGAGUAUUUGCCCUUGAUGUGGCCUUGGCCCUGUUGGACUUUCCAGAGCGGGAGCAGGACAUUGCCUUGUCUGAGGAGCAGCAGGCAUUUCUGAAGCACAAAUUCCUGGUGCAGAACAUGGUCCUUGGGCGGUGCUUGGACAAAGCCCCAACUGUUCGCAGCAAAGCACUUUCAAGCUUCGCUCAGUGUCUUGAAGCGAAAUCCACACUAAACACAGAGAACAUCCAGGAGCUGUUGCAGGGCACUGCUAGUUCUACAGUACAGGACUCAAACAUGCCUGCAAAGACAUUCCUAACCAACACAGAAGGUUCCUCCAGCCAUUGUCUGAAGACUUUCCCAACAUUCAAAACUUUAGAGGUGACCGAAGAGCGCAACACUACUGAGCAUGAUGGAAAAGAGAUCAUGGUCAUGCUGAGGCUAAGAGCUGAGGAUGAGAAUACAAGCGUUAGGAAAUCCGCCCUCCAGGUGUUGAUGAGCAUCUUGAAGCACCAUGUGAUUUCCUGCACCAUGGAAGACUUGGCCAUGCUCCAGGAUCGGUGUCGCGAUCCUGCCAUCUCUGUGAGGAAGCAAGCCCUGCAGUCUAUCACAGACCUUUUACUGUCUCAGCCAGACAACGUUCUGAUACAGAAGGCCUGGCUGACGGGCGUUGUUCCCGUCAUCAUGGACUGCGAGGACUCGGUGAGGGGGAAAGCCUUGGAGUUCCUGGACCGGCUCUUGCUGCAGCCUAUCAAGCACUGUAAUAAGUUCUCCCAUGAGGACAGAGGCCAAGUGUUGGCCUGGGACCUCCUUACACACUUCACAAAAGAGAGCCAAGAACUGAGCCGCUACUUGAACAAAGCUUUCCACAUAUGGUCGAAGCAGGGGAAAUUCUCCUCCAUGUUUGUUAGCAGCGUCAUCUCCCAUACCGAAACCGAGCGCGCUGUCCCUGCUUGGAUGCUGCUGGCAAAGGUGUCUGGCUCUUCACCCAAGCUAGAUUACACCAAGAUAAUUAAAGCCUGGGACAGUAUCAGCAGGGAGCCUGGUGCUGGCUGGGAGACCAUGGUGCACAUCCUGUGCGUGAUUGGGAGCACUGCAGAACACCUGCCCAGCAGCAUCCAAAGCAGACUGAUGGAUGAUAUCAAAUGUUGGCUGCAGGACUCCCAGUGUCCUCUGGAGGCGAUUAGCCCAGCCAUAGAGACUCUGCAGAAGCUCUGCAAUGCCUCCUCAGAUGCCCCAAAGGAGGCCCAGGAUAUGCUGAACAACUUAUUUGGGGAUCUUGUAGCCACGUGUGAGCAUUUCAUCUCGAGUAUAGUCCUCUCAGAGUGCGGAGCAGAGCAGCUACAAGAUGAUGUCUUGGUUAGACAUCUCUUUAUCUUGGGUGAGGCUGCACAGCUCUGUCCCGCCAAAGUGGAAAAACACAUUUUCUUACUGAUACAGUCCAUCCUGGCUAGUCCUGACAGACUGGGCGAAGCACCCGGCCCUGGGAAUAGCGAGGACCUUCCACCGUCUCAACCAUUGUCCCAGUUCAGAGACUCCGUGUUUCCGUCUGUUGUCAGAGCUCACGCAUUCAUUACGCUAGGUAAGCUUUGCCUCCAGCAUGAGGACCUGGCAAACAAAUGCAUUCCCGCCUUGGCUCGAGAACUAGAGCUGUCCAAGGACAUGGCUGUCCGCAAUAACGUCGCCCUCGUGAUUUGUGACCUCUGUAUCCGCUACACCACCAUGGCAGACAGGUACAUCCCCAAUGUCGCCAUAUGCUUGAAGGACCCGGAACCUUUGAUCCGGAAGCAGACGCUCAUUCUCCUUACCAACCUCUUGCAGGAGGAAUUUGUGAAAUGGAAAGGAUCCCUCUUCUUCAGAUUUGUCAGUGUUUUGGUGGACCCACAUCAGGAGAUCGCAAGCUUAGCUAAAUUCUGCUUGGUGCACCUCCUGCUGAAGAGGAACCCGCUGAUGUUCUCCCAGCACUUCAUCGAGUGCAUCUUCCACUUCAACAGCUAUGAGAGGCAUGAGAAGUACAACCGGUUCCCCCAGAGUGAGCGAGAGAAGAACCUCUUUUCCCUGAAGGGCAAAGCUAACAAAGAGAAAAGGAUGGAGAUUUACAAGUUCCUGCUGGAGCACUUUACCGAUGAGCAGAGGUUCAACAUCACCACGAAAAUCAGCCUGAACAUUCUCGCCUGCUUUGUGGACGGAGCCCUGCCUCUUGACCUGGAGGCCAGUGCUCUGCUCUCUGACACCUUUGACGUCCUGAGCUGCAAGGAGAUCAAGCUCUCAGCCAUGAAAUCCAGGCCAGAGGAUGACAUUGAGCCAGAUGAGGACCAGCUGGCCAUUGCCAACGCUGUCGUGCAGGUGGCCCAGAAGAAAAUGAUCUCGCAAGUUCAGAAGAGGAAUUUUAUUGAGAAUGUCAUUCCGAUCAUCACGUCGCUGAAGACCUCAUUGGAGCAGAACAGGCUUCCAGCUCUGAGAGAACUCAUGAACUAUCUCCGGGAGGUGAUGCAAGAUUAUCGAAAUGAAAUCAAGGAGUUCUUUGCCAUGGACAAGCAGCUGGCCGCUGAGCUGGAGUACGACAUGAAGAAGUAUGAGGAGCAGCUGAAAAGGGAGUCUGAGCGAGACCAGGAGCUGUCCAGAGAGGCAGGAUCCCUUCACGUCCUGGCAGUUGUGCAGUCUCCCACUUCGGAAAAAGAAGCAGUUCCUGGUUGUCAAAAUGCAGCUGCUUCUGCAACUGCUGCAAGUGACUCCGCCUCGCCUUUGAGAUCUCUUCCUUCUCCAGCACCUGUUGGGUUUACUUCGCCCAGACCAGGCAUCCUGAAGGCCAGGAACAGGUCCUUGAAUACCAUUGCCAUCCUCAACUCUGCUAAGAAGGUCGCAGAGGCUGCUAAAAAUCAGCGCAGCAGGAGCCUGGGAGGGAGGCCCACAUCUCCAGGGAGCAGGCAGAACAGUAAAGUGUCCUUGGCCAGUCUAAACCGAACAUCAUCUGGAACCAGUGUUCCCCUGGAAGGUCGAGCAAUCAGUACCCCUGAGAAGUCUCUUGACAACGUGACCUUUGGGACAGGAGUCAGUUGUAUCCACCAGACCCAAACGCCAGAUUCAGCUGCAGAAGAUCAAGGAGCCCAGGAACCAUCAAGUCAGAUUAUCUGCUUGCCUUCACCAGAUUCGCCGUUGCCGCAGCCUCAGCAGUGGAAGAUAAACUCUCCAGUGAGGGGAAGCAACCCCUCAAGUAUAGAGCUGAGGAGGUCCAGCCGCAAGACUCCCCGGCUGUCAAGCAAAUGAUGGCCCUUGCCUUCUUAUAGCCCCAGUUUGUAAAGAAGCAUAAUCAUGUUUUACAUCUCCUCUGCAAUGGCUUGAAGAUCACGGCUUGCUUUUGUAAUUGCUGUAUGAUAAAUGUAUAUUUUGAUACUGUUAAUAUUAGUCAUUCAUCACUGCACUGGUUGGGGCACACUCUGUAGAUACUUGAGCUUCUAUAUACAUGUACUGGAAUAAUUU